AUGGCCGCCUCUCAGGAAUUCACCACCUUCUACCUGCAGCGGACCACCCAAGAGUUUGCUGAGGACCUCGACAAGGUCCGUGAGGCGGACGACUUCAAAGCCGAAUCGUUGCCGUUCCUCAUCCAUGCUCUGAAGCAAGGCACCGCUCUCUACUCCAGCGCGGACCAGGCGCGUGUCGUACGUCCUGCUGCUACCGCAACAACAGCCGCUGAAGAUGAGGACGGGGAUGUAGACAUGGAGGAGCCGCAACCGGAAAAAGAAACCAUCAGUCGCAAGAAGGAGAAGAGCAAGCGGAAGAAGUCCUCGACUUGA
Molecule: messenger RNA, 312 nt
Organism: Colletotrichum truncatum
Lineage: Eukaryota; Fungi; Ascomycota; Sordariomycetes; Glomerellales; Glomerellaceae
Biological process (GO): ribosomal large subunit assembly
Cellular component (GO): preribosome, large subunit precursor
Source: RefSeq, a predicted model, not a curated record